Tricharina praecox is the source of this 1281-nucleotide messenger RNA. RefSeq lists its product as uncharacterized. The coding region runs from base 1 to 1281 and encodes 426 amino acids. The record is from RefSeq and is a predicted model, not a curated record. Lineage: Eukaryota; Fungi; Ascomycota; Pezizomycetes; Pezizales; Pyronemataceae. The transcript is spliced from 7 exons.
AUGGGUAUCAAUGGAACCUCAACACUGGCACUCAACGCUGAUGGACAGAUCGUCGCCGCCGCAACGCCGCCCGCCGGCGUCACAUCCAAUUUCAACAAUCCCGACUGGACGGGCGACAAUGUGGUCAAAGCAAAUAUCGUGGCGCUGUCAACUUCAGCCAUCUUUCUAGGACUGAGACUUUACACGAGGGUUUAUCUUGUGCGUCAACCGGGACUGGAUGACGUGUUUGUCUUACUCGCAUGGCUUUUCUCCCUCGCCUUGGGCAUCACGACCUGCAUAGAGGCGACACGCUAUGGAUUGGGCUCGCACAUAUGGGAUGUCAAGCUGUCACUCUAUAGCCCCCACUUUCUCAAGCUCGAUAUUGUCAGCCAAAUAUUCUACUUUCUAGCCAAUAUGUUCAUCAAAUGCUCGAUCCUUUACUUCUUGCUACGGGCCUCAGCACGGCUCUCCGGUCCCAUCCGUUGGUACCUGUGGAGUCUGCUGACCUUCUCGGUUCUCUACAAUAUUGCUUGCAUCUUCAAGAUCAUUUUCAGCUGCAAUCCCGUCCCGGCACUUUGGGACGUAACACUGAUGGCCGGCGCCCAUUGCGUCAACCCACACCAAACCUUCGUCGCCGUCGCCUGCAUCAACGUUGUGACGGAUAUUCUUGUGCUCAUAUCGCCACUGCUGUUGUUCAUAGGAAUAGAGAUGCCGGUACGCCAGAAGAUUGCCGUGAUUGGAUUAUUGACUAUUGGUGGACUAGCCUGCGUCUUCAGUAUCAUCCGCCUCGUAACUAUCGCCCGCCACGACCACCUUGGCGACAACACGCGCUCACUCGUCGCAACCGUUUGCUGGUCCAUCCUCGAGGUCGGCAGCGGCUGCGUCUGCGCCUGUGCCGCUUGUUUGAAGCCCUUUUUUCGCCAUCACUUCAAGUGGUUUCCUUCUACCAGCUCCUCAAAAAUGGCACCUAGCUCCUACGUCCUCGGUUCCCUAUCCACACAGAACUGCGAGACUCUGCGUCUGCGCCCCGACGAUGGGCCGAAUGGCGUCAACACCUCCACCGUCACCACAAAUAAGCAUAACUUCCAACGCCCAAAACCGGCACGGAUCUAUCCGCGCCACCUCUUGCCGCAGGGUGCGCCGACGGAUAGUAGCCAGGAGGAUCUGAUAGUACCUGCAGAAGCUAGAAGGGAACGGAUUGUGGUUACGGUUACGAGUGAUUUCGGAGUGGUCGAAGACAGAGUCGCAAGCCCGGUUGCGCCGGCGGUGGAGGAUACGAAGGGUAGGAAGCGGUGGUGGUAG